Molecule: messenger RNA, 2706 nt
Organism: Aspergillus nidulans FGSC A4
Lineage: Eukaryota; Fungi; Ascomycota; Eurotiomycetes; Eurotiales; Aspergillaceae
Exons: 3
Coding region: 1-2508 (835 amino acids)
Molecular function (GO): K48-linked deubiquitinase activity; cysteine-type deubiquitinase activity
Source: RefSeq, a predicted model, not a curated record
AUGGUCUUGAGAAAACGAGCUCCUCCGCACCUUCACAACCUCAGUCAAGGGAAUGCCCGCUUCGAACUUCGCUCUUCAUUCUCAAAAACCUCCCCGACGUCCUUUUCUCUAUCAUCAACCUCACCUAAACGCCUGACCCGUCCUAGCAGAGCCCAGAGCUCUCCGCAUCCUCGUCGCAUUCCGUCGCAGGACUCUAUAUUCUCGCCUGAUCUGAAUACGUCGCCAGCUUUCGACCUGAUGUCUCUAGAGCAGGCGCAGCGGUCCCCGAUUCGGACUUCGUCUACCGACACUCCGAAUCCUUGGGCGGAUGAGCUCGUCGAUAAGUCAACCCAGAGCUCUCAGGACAAUGCGGAUCCAACAGAGCGGGCGGACAUGAACAGUGGUCUACGCGAUGGAGAGUCGGUUGAUAGCAGGAAGGGGGUGCCUUCGAUCGUUCUUGCGGGCACCCAAAGAAGAAUGGCAGCAAAUGAACUCCCGCCGCGCCAAGAGGGCGCUGGCACCUCUGACUGGGAGUAUUUGGCCUCUUCUUCUAUCCCACUACAGUCGAACAACCCGUUUUUGAAACCAUCGCAGUACGAUAACAAUGCAUGGGCGGAUGAAAACUCCCGCGCGUCAUCUCUUAGGGAUGACGCAAGCGUUGGGUUAGGUCAAGACGAGGGCUAUAUACCGAUGACCGCUCGCCUAUCGCUCUUUGACCAGCAGCUGGAGUCCGAAUCUCCUUGGGCCAGCGAGGCUAGUCGAAGCCAAGGCGCAGGGAUGAGUAGCCAGGAGACCGGUGUCGCAACACUUGGUUCCCCAGAAGCUCACGAGAUCUUCGAUGGUCUGCAACAGCCACAGCCUCAGCUACAUCCAGAGCAAAAUCCUUCACAACCUAGGAUAAGCACACCAGGGACUAUAUCAACCGCCACUACUGGGUCAUCCCAUGUCCUUAUCGAGUUGGAUGACUCUCCCGCGCAGGAAAACGGAAAUGACACCAGGCAAGUGACGCAGUCUAAUGCAGAUGAAGCAACAAUUCAAGGAUACGGUCCUCCUGCCGCACUCCAAAAUGUCCAGCCUGAUGGUGGCGCGUCGCAGCAAGGCAUUAGCCCACCCACAAGAUUGUCGCUGCCGUCUCAAUCCCAGGAUACACAAAGAUCCGCGACUCCAGACGGAACCGCCCAACAGACGAAGCGAUCAGAGACGUAUUCCAUCAGACAUAUUAGUUGGAAAGAUAGUACGGGAACGUUGCGUGACUCCCCUGUGCUGAUUCAGAAUCAGAACGGGCCAUGCCCGCUUUUAGCCCUGGUGAACGCCCUGAUACUCCGUGCUGCAGGCCAGGACUUCCAGCCUCCCAUUGUAAGGGCUCUACGAAGCAGGGAGCAAAUCUCGUUGGGCUUGUUGAUUGAGGCACUGUUUGAUGAACUGACGACACGUCUGGGACCCGACGACGAAUUUCCCGACAUUGAAGCUCUCAGUCGUUUCCUGACUAUGUUGCAUACUGGAAUGAACGUCAACCCGCGAUUGACUCUGGAACCGAACUCUGUAACCGGCACAUUUCUUGAGACCGAAGAUAUCAAGCUCUAUAGUACUUUUGGGGUAUCCCUGGUACACGGGUGGCUCGCCUCCCCAUCGACGGAAGCUUGUGCGGCAUUGGGGCGGAUGGGCCAGUAUCAUGAAGAUAUUCAAAUGCUCCCAUUCCGUAAACAGGAGCUUGAAGACCGUGUGAUGCAGGGCACAGCACUAAGUACUGAAGAAGAAAGAAUCAUGGCUGAUAUACACGCAAUCCAGCAUUUCACGGACUUCGAAAACGCCACACAAUUGAGCGCUUUUGGUCUAGAACAAUUAUCUAGAACGCUGCAACCUGGUUCCUUCUCUAUCUUAUUUCGCAACGAUCACUUCUCUACCCUUUACAAGCAUCCGCAACUGCAGAGACUCUUUACACUCGUCACCGAUGCUGGUUACUCUAACCAUGCAGAAGUUGUGUGGGAGAGUCUUGUUGAUGUGAACGGAUCCAAUGCGGGCUUUUACGCCGGCGAUUUUAGACUUGUCAGCCACAGUACACCUCAAGAAUCCGACCCAUCGGGGCCCCGGACUUCGAGUCACGACACUUCGCAGCAUUCCAGCACACUUUCAGCCCAAGAGCAGGCAGACGCGGACUAUGCGUAUGCUCUCUCUCUCCAGUACCAGGAAGAGGAACAACAGCGACCGGGACCUGCGCGCGGCCGCUCCCAGAGCGCAGCCAACCUUGGAACUAGCGCAAACACUCCUGCUGUAAAUCGUCAACAGCGUCAAUCAUAUGGUCACCACUCCCAAUCCCACUUUCAGAGUAGUGGACCGGUACACGAAGAUCAGGAUGACAUUCCGCCUCCGUCUUAUGAGCAGGCGGCCAAGAGUCCGAUAUAUACGCCCCCGCAACAGAGCCCUAAUAUCACAGAUGCGCCCCCACGGAGCCCAUACCAAAGGAAUCCGUAUGCUCGACAUCCUGAGCGGGGCGCUAGGGAGCGGAACAAAGACUGUAUAGUCAUGUGAAAGCCAUAUCAAGCUGCUUUACGUAGAUCGGGAAACACAUAACCGAACAUGGUAUGCCAGUAACCUCUGUCGCGCUUAUUUAUGGUGUUGACGACGGAAUGAACAUGCAUGAUCCUAAAUAUACGGGUCAUAUAGAUGCCUGAACUUGGCGCUUUUAAUGUAUCUUAGUUACUUACGAUGAAUACGAGCAAUGACUUA